UCGUCUCACGUUAUUACGUUAAUGGUUAGGCGUUAGUCGUUAGCAAGUUACUACUUUUUAAGUUUAGUAGCUACUAGCUUCUAAUGUAGAUCACAAAUUGGGUGGACAUAACGUAAUUUGGCACCCUAUGAUUUGAUUUUUACUUACUUACACGAUGAUUUCAAUACUGGACCAGUUUGAACAGGGAGAUGAAAGCACAUUUAAAAUUGCACCAACGUCCAAGCAAUUGCUUGAUGAAAGUUUUGAUAGAGAUGCCGACCUCGGAGGAAUACCCAUAUUGACCAAGAAGAAAGUCAACUUCUCUCCAAGUGAUAAGAUUACUCAAUUACUGGUAAACAAUGAAUAUGUGGUAUUAGUCAUGGUCAAUAAUGUGUUGCUGCGAAUAAACUUAAAACAGGAUAAUAUUGAAGAAAUUGAUACAUUGAAAACUUCAUCUUUAAAAGUGAAGCAAUUAUUCUUGGAUCCCUUCGGAGAACAUUUACUUAUUUCAUGUGGUAACAUAACUAGUUCUCAGCUUUUUUAUGCAACUAAACAACUGUCCAAACUCAAACCUGUAGGCAAAUACCAGGGGUCAGAAAUAACAUCUGUAGCAUGGAACUAUGAUCGUAAGGUGAAAUCUACGUCCAGCACAACUGGGCCCAUAUUGCUUGGAAAUUCAUCUGGUACAAUAAUCGAAACACAACUAGGAACAGAGUUUGAUAGAUUUUUUCAAGGCAGUGUAGUUCAAUAUUGGAAAGAGGUGUUUGAUAUAAGUAAAGGACAUCCUAUUCCUAUAAUUGGCCUCCAAUAUCACAGAGUUGGAAAAUCGRAUUUAUUUUAUAUAUUAGCAAUUACACCUACAAAAUUGUAUCAAUUUGUUGAUUUCAUAUUUAAUAAAGAUGAAAGACCGAUGUUACAACAAAUAUUCAACAAUUAUUUGACUAUUCCAGAACGCUUUUACGAAGUCCCGACUGUAGUGAAACAUAGCAAAUUACAUUUUUAUUUCUUAGACAAUGAUUUUACGGUUCCAAAAUAUUUUGGAUUUCUUACCGAGUUAGGAGUAUUUGUUGCUGAGGUAGAUAUAAACAAAGAUGAUAAAACAGUAUUUAGCUCUCAUGAACUCAUUGAAUAUAGUCGUCUGUACGGAAGAGAUGAUGAUGAUUUCAGUGUACCAAUAUCAAUGACAUUUACGCGUUAUCAUGUAUUGUUGUUGUUUCCAGAAAGAGUUAUUGCUGUUUCUUUAAUAGCUCCUGCAGAUCGUAAUGCAUCUCAAGUGAUGGAUGAAGAUUAUUGUUCUGAUAGCCAUGGUAGACUGUUAAAUAUAACUAAAGAUCUGAUGACUGGAACAAUUUGGUUGUAUGCAGAGCGUGCUGUUUUUAGAUAUAAAAUGGUUAAAGAAGAUCGCCAUGUKUGGAAAGUGUAUCUGGAUAAAGGAAUGUUUGAAGAAGCAAAAGAAAUAUGCAUUAACAAUCCUUACAGGAUGAAUCAAGUGUUAGUUAGACAAGCAGAACAUUUUUUUAAUUCAAAACAGUACGAAAAUAGUGCACUGAUAUAUGCCAAUUUAAAUAUAUCAUUUGAAGAAUUAGUGUUAAAAUUUUUACAUUUAAAUGAAAAAAAACCAAUUAAACUAUUCCUUAUGAAAAAAUUAGAUAGUUUAAAGUCACAGGAUUAUACUAAAAUCACAAUGAUUACUUUGUGGUUGAUUGAGUUGUUYGCUAAUGAAUUAGCUAUACUUAGAAACUAUAAACAAGAAAAAUCACAAGAAUAUACUAUGCUGCAAGAAUCAUUUCAGCAAUUUUUAUCUAGAUCCAUCAUUCAAGAUUGUAUACGUAAAAAUUGGGAAAGCAUAUAUGAUAUAUUAGCUAGCCAUGGGGAUGUGAACUUUAUGAUUUGGUUGGCACUUGAAAAUCAAGAUUAUAAGCGUGUUAUUCAGCAUUAUUUAAAUGAAGAAAAAAUUGCAGAGGCGUUAACAUUAUUGGACAAUCAUCCAUUCAGUGAAUUGUUUUAUACGUUUUCUUCUGACCUUGUUGAAAAAGCCCCGGCACAAACUGUAUCUAUUUUGAUAAAACAAGGACAAAAAUUAGACCCUUUAAAGGUCAUCAAUACAUUGAUAAUUCCAAAUCCAAGUGAAAGACUAGCUUUAGAAAUWAUCAGAUACUUGGAGUACAGUAUACAUUGCUUGAACUGUCACGUGGAAUCUGUACACAACUAUUUGAUAUCACUCUACAUCAAGCACAAUAGAGACAAACUUAUGAAUUACUUAAAGCUACAAGGUCGAGAAAUAACRGCUGUGAGCUACAACCCGGAAUUCGCUCUGCGGUUGUGUCGUGAACACCAAUUAGGAGAAGCAUGCGUACAAUUGUCCAUUGUCCUGGGUCUAUGGGAAGCUGCAGUGGAUUUAGCAUUGAMAAUCAGUGUUGACUUGGCUAAAACCACAGCUUCGUUGCCUAAUAACAACAUGGACUUAUCAAAAAAACUUUGGCUAAAAAUCGCACAAUAUGUAGUGAAACAAAAUAAUGACAUAGAACAAGCUAUGCGUUUCUUGGAAGARUGCAAGUUUAUAAAAAUUGAAGAUAUCUUACCGUUUUUCCCAGAUUUUGUAACAAUUGAUCAUUUUAAAGAUGCUGUGUGUUCGUCUCUUGAAGAAUACAAUAAGGAUAUACAAAAUCUCAAGGAAGAAAUGGAAGAUGCUACUAAAUCAGCUGAAGUAAUUAAAUCUGAAAUUUUGUCAUUUAGAAAUGGAUACAUGUUAAUCCAACCAUCAAAUGAGUGUAGCAGUUGUCAAGAACAAUUAGUGACCAAAGCAUUCUAUACGUUCCCUUGUUCACAUUGUUUUCACGCAGACUGUCUGAUCAAAGAAAUGCAACCAUUUGUUAAUCCUAGUAUAAUAAACACUGUUAAGGAAUUACAGAAUCAGCUCAGCACUUUGUAUCAAAACAACAAAGACAUAUCACAGUCAUUGGAAGUAAUAAAUCGUCGCGAUAAAAUCAAAGAAUCCUUAGAUAAAUUAUUAGCAGCGGAAUGUUUUUUCUGUGGCGAAAUUAUGAUAAGUCUUAUCGAUAAGCCUUUCAUAGAAGAUGCCGAUUUCGAAAAUAUAAAACAAGAAUGGGAAUAAAAUAAUCUAUAUAAUAUUAUUUACUCUUACACUUUUUAAGAUAUAACCGUGUGGAACAUUGUGAAUAUACCUAUUUAUUGUUUUUAUUUUUAUUCACACCAAUAAUUAAUCUAA
Molecule: messenger RNA, 3208 nt
Organism: Diuraphis noxia (Russian wheat aphid)
Lineage: Eukaryota; Metazoa; Arthropoda; Insecta; Hemiptera; Aphididae
Gene: dor
Product: vacuolar protein sorting-associated protein 18 dor
Biological process (GO): intracellular protein transport; endosome organization; lysosome organization
Cellular component (GO): HOPS complex; endosome
Molecular function (GO): protein binding; protein-macromolecule adaptor activity
Source: RefSeq, a predicted model, not a curated record